Molecule: messenger RNA, 3153 nt
Organism: Hydatigera taeniaeformis
Lineage: Eukaryota; Metazoa; Platyhelminthes; Cestoda; Cyclophyllidea; Taeniidae
Source: the annotation of a GenBank genome assembly
AUGAGGAGGCGCUAUGUGAGCCUAGUUGCCACGCCAGGGUUGGCAGAGGCUCACCUCCUAAUCUUUGAAAAUGAGACGAAGUGGGUGGCGUCUAAUCCACCCCUUAUGUCGCCCUGUAGCACGCCAUCGCCCACGCCUUCCGCUUCUCCUCCUCGACCUGCCUCUGAGAUAGGAUCAGCUUCUCUUCAGACACUUGAAAACCUUCUACAAGCUGACGAUGGCUCUCGCAAAGGCGCCAAAUACGUUGUUCGAUUGGAAGGCCUUUUCUAUGUUGGGGUGAAUCACGUCUACGUCCAUGGACGAUUGUCUGUCGCUGCAGCAAUAAAAUCAGCCUUGGAGAAACUCGUGGUUGGAUCAAAGAACCACGGACAUCAACAUCAAAAGCAGAAGCAUCAAAAUCCAUUGGACCCCACUGGAAGUGCGGAGUCUUACUUAUCCACCAUCUCUACACCCGGCACAAUUAAGGGGUCUGUAGAGGCCUUAGAGUCCUCGCAACGACCGGCAUCGAUCUGCGGAUUGCCAUCACUAAAUGGUGUCUCUUCUGCUGCCACCUCAACUACCACUAAUCCAUCACGUUCACCCACCUCCUUGGGACUUUACUUCCAGGAUGGGAGUUCUACUCUAAUGUCCUUUCCCACCCCUGAUCUCCUUGAAGAUUGGCUGCGCCUCUUAUCCGCAGUUGUUGGAACCAAUCGGUCGCGGUCUGGGUAUCCUCACAUUGAAUACGCCUCAACAGUGACGUGCAGGUUCAAGGCGAAGGAAUUCAACUCGGGCCCCUUUCCCAAGAUAAAAGGAGAGUGUCUCUUCUGCCUCUCCAAAUUGGACGUCCUUCUCAUCAACCAAAACAUAAAACAGCCCGACCUCUCCAUUCGCUUCCCCUACGUGCGAAAUUGCGCCUCCAGAGAUGAUGGACGUCUGUGUUUGGACAUUGGCCGAGCCGCACCGACUGGGGAAUGUGAAUUGGUCCUCCAACUUCCCAACGCCCGGGAGGCGAAGGCUGCUCACACACGAUGCAUCAUGUUAAUGCGACAGUGUCCCACCUGGCUGAAACUUGGACGCGAUGGACCCAGCUCGCGUAGACGCACGUUGCCAAAUUUUGGGAAAAAAGUCACUGGUGUUAACUUGGCGGGACCACCAUUGCCUCGUGUACCCGCAGUGAAUGAAAGCGCCACCGCUUCAACCGUUACUACGCCAACGGAGGAUCAACAAACUCCUUCAGAGCAGCGUUUAUCACCAACUCUUCUCCCCAUUGUGCCUGAAACGUCGAUCUCUCCCACACAGGAAAUACCUACACCCCCACCUUUGUUGCCAACACCGCUGUUACCACUGCCCGACAUCCUCUCGGUGACAUUCUCCUCACAUUCUGUGUCUCACCUGAUAAGUCGACGGAUUCAUCAUUGUUCCUCGCUCUCCCGCAAGAGUCACUCAUUUCCCUCCCGUCUCUGCACUGAACCCAUUCCUGAAGUCGUUGUCGUUGAUGAGCGCGCUGGCGAUAUCACGGAAGCUGGCGUGGGAUCUCCGAAUUCGGCUCCAAAAGAAGCACCGGAAGCGGACGAAAGCCCUCCAACACCGACUCACAACAACGCAGCUGAUCCCACCAACCACUACCUUCAACUUAAUGUCGACAACUUAAUGGGAACGCAUAUCAAGAGUAUUGCCAAGUACACCGUGUCGGAUGCAGGAGGUGGUGUGGAAAGUGGUGGAGGCGGGGCAGGAAGUGCUGGAAGAGGGGACGAGAAGGGAAUGUGCCUUAGAGACGAGAUGCCAUCGGAGGAAACAAUUCAUCACGUUCUGGCCUACCUCUCCAGCAUAACGCGCCCCUCAAAGUCUGUUAAUGUGGAGAACGAGCCUUCCCGACCCAGCACGACGUAUAGGCAACCGACAGUCAAGUUCUCACCCAAUCCUCUCAUGAUUCCUACUGAUCACACUCAAGAUGGAUUCUAUGUGGAACCACUGAUAGUUGGCAUCAAUCGACUUACGACAAAGGUAGGCUCCCAGUCUUCCGAUAUUAGUAGAACCUCUUCCACAAAAAAGACCUCCAGUUCCAGCGGCGGUGUUCAGCUGCGUAGGCCAAAGCGAUGUUUCACUGGCUACAUCUCUCAAGGCAGCAGCAGCCUGGGUGUUUCCAGUGGUGGAAGCGGUGGCAGUGUUGGAUCGAACAAUCGCAGCCGUAUCUGCUCGCACCGUGACAAUGAUGAACUCUUUGCGGAUCUCACUUAUGCUCCAUCUGCCUCCUCACGUCACACCACCCUCUGGCAAAUGUCGAAGGGGUCCACUUGCGAACGGUCAUCAGUUUCCUUCGAGACGGGAACUAUAUCAAUGCUGGAAGAGUCCUGUUGUGUUGAUGAAGACGGAAAGAAUCAUAAGCGGCCCCGAACUUCUAGUGAUGCAGGAACUAAGUGGAAAACCAGCAUAACCGCCCCCAUAAGGCUUUUGCCAUCCAGCAGCCAGAUUGCUGACGCCAUAUCUCGUCCAAGAGCACGUUCGUUGACUCAACAGCUCGCCACAAAACCACUUAGUCAACCCAUUGGGGUGAAAGAUCUAGAAGGACUGCCAUCUGGUGAAGGCUACAACGGCUGUGUGCAAUUGGGUUCACGUUCAAGUUCCACAACUUCAACAUCCAAAAGUAUUAGGCGAGCCCUGGAGCACGUCCUUGGAAGGCCUCGGUCAACAGAGGAAAGAGAUGGUCUUGUAGCCAAUACAGUCUCUCCGAGCCAUCAGCUGCAGCAGAAUAAAAGUCGUUUACAAGAAUCCGAGAUCUAUGUUGAGAUGGAUUUUCCAUUGGCGAACUCGUCUCAUGCUGCCACCGAAUUGCCACCAGAGGUGCGAAAUACCCUAAGAGGUUCCCUUCUAAUAACCCCGUCAGACUCCCUCUCUUCUAACUCUUCCUGCCUCUCCUUUUAUGGUGGUGGCUGCGGCGGCGGCGGUAUUGGUGGCGGUGGUGGUGGUGGUGGAAGGCAGCCAAUGCCUCUGUCCCGCACCGCUCCCGGAGUGAGUUUCAGUGAGCACUACGGUUUUGUAUUUAGUCAGGCGGUGGCCUCAACGAUCUCAGCUUCGAGAACUCCCUUCCUCAUAAAGCCACCGAACUCGAGCGCCACUACUAACGUUAACACUGCUGGCUGUGACAUUCCUCCCCCCACCACGGCUCACUGA